Trachemys scripta elegans is the source of this 2185-nucleotide messenger RNA. It is a transcript of the gene GLYATL3, whose product is annotated as glycine-N-acyltransferase like 3. The transcript is spliced from 6 exons. The record is from RefSeq and is a predicted model, not a curated record. Gene Ontology annotation, molecular function: glycine N-acyltransferase activity. Bases 319 to 1185 code for a protein of 288 amino acids. Gene Ontology annotation, cellular component: mitochondrion. NCBI's taxonomy places the organism in Eukaryota, Metazoa, Chordata, Testudines, Emydidae.
CCAGUUCCUGUAGCUCUGGGGUUCAAGGCAAGUCCCUGCUGGAGGGGCUGGAUGGAGCCAGCUCCUGUCCAGUGAUCAUCUUCCUGGGGGAGGGGAAUUUUCCACCUUGUAACAGGGAGGUCUUCCCAGCUGCUGACUGCCAGGAAGUUACAGGUCUGCAGGGGACAGGUCCUGCCCUGGGGUGCACAGAGACAUGCACCCCAGAGAUGGAAGUUGGGGUCCUGGCGACUGCUGCAGUGGGAACAAACCCCGAGGACUCUGGAGCUGGAAGCAAGCCCAACCCAAGUGAAAGAGGACAUUGCUAGAUGCUUUGGGAAGAUGCUGGUGCUGAAGUGUUCCAUGAAACUGCAGAUGCUGGAGAAAAUGUUAAUGCAGAACUUCCCCGAAUCACGCAAGGUUUAUGGAGCAGUGCUGAAUAUCAACAGAGGCAAUCCCUUCAGGAUGGAAGUGGUGGUGGAUUCGUGGCCAGAUUUCAAAGUUGUCAUUACCAGGCGGCAGAUGGAGGAUGAGAUGGACGACCUUGACCAUUACACCAAUGCCUAUGCAGUUUUCUACAAGGACCUACAGGCUUACCAGGAGCUACUGGCCAACACAGAUACCAUCAACUGGGAACAGAUCUUUCAGAUACAAGGGCUCCAGGAUGGAUUAUAUGAAGUAUCCAACACUGUUGCUACGUCUAAACAAGUCGAUGUGAAACUAUCCUCUUUCCAGAUGUUUAUCCUCCCAGACCCUGACAUGCUGCCAGACGUCAGAACUCAGAUGGAUCCUGCACCGAGACUGGCUUACCUUGAUGUCUCUCAUGCCAGCCUGCUGAAUGAAACCUGGUCACGGGGAGGCAACGAGCAAUGCCAGAGGUACAUUGCCAACCUCAUUUGCUGCUUCCCCAGCAUCUGCGUGCUAGAUGACAAUGGGCACCCUGUCUCCUGGAGUCUGACAGAUCAGUUUGCCACCUUGAUUCACACUUAUACCCUUCCUGAGCACCGCAAGAAAGGUUAUAACCGUCUUGUUGCCACCAUGUUAGCUAAGAAGUUACAGAGCCAGGGCUUUCCAGUUCAGGGUAAUGUCCUGGAGGAGAACAUACCAGCUAUAACAUUGUUCAAAAGCAUGAACUGUCAAUUUCUGCCCUGCCGAUUUUUCAGACUCAUCCACACUCCUUUCCGGUUUUUAGCCAGCCAUGACCUAUAGUCUAAACACCGGUAUAAGUUAUUGAUCUCCUGAGUAUCUCCUCCACUGUAACUAGGUGAAAUAUUACAGCCUGUGUUAUAUGGGAAAUCAGACUAGAUGAUCAUAAUGAUCCCUCUUCUGGCUUUAAAAAUUUCUGAAUCUAAUAUACCCUAUAACUGUUCAUGGUAUCUCAGUUCAGCAAAUCAAAGAAAGAUAGGAACGGAUUUAAGUCUAGCAUUUGGUUAUUGCAAUUCAUCUGUAACUGACAUCUCCACUGUAUUCCCUCUUAUUAAAAGGACAAUUCCUUUAGCUUAGCGAACUGUCUUGUCUACUCAGAGAGACAAAAUAGGCAAGCUUAUAUCUUUUAUCAGACCUACCCACAUUUACUGGACAAACCAGAUCUCUGACCCCUCCUGGCCUCUUCAAGUGCAUCUCAUCUAGAUCUCAGGCCCUGGGCUGUCUCUUGGGGUGGAAUCACAUAAUUCUCCCACUUUCAGACCAGGCCCUGACUUGCAGUCCCCUGUGUAUCAACCUUGAAUACCUCAGCAGACAUGUCCAGACCCUACAGUUCUGUUCCUCCUGGGGAACAGACAGUGGUAAUCAGCAACUAAACAGCCUCCUUCAAGCAAAGUAUUAUUUAGAACAAAAGCAUUUAAGAGAAAAGUGGUCUUUAGUAAUAAGGCACACUACAUGCCUCUCUAGCUCACCGGGUGGUUAACAGUCUUACUACAGACUCCACAUGGAAGAUAAACUUCCUAUAGACUCUUCUGCAAAACCGCUCUGUGUGUCAGCGUCUCUCCUCCCUGUCAGACCUCCAUGAUAUUCUCUGGACAGUCCAGGGAUCAAGGCACUAUGGAUAUGCCUGCACUGAACUUAAGAGGCGUGACUGCAUCUCCUGUAGACAUGCCUGAGCUAGCUUCAAUCUAGCUAGAUCAAAGGUAGCUCGACUAACAAUAGCAGGAUAGUCACAGCAGCAGGGGGUGGGGUCGGGGUUGUGUGGAGCGCAGGUACAUACAGGAAC